GUUCGAAGCUUCAGUGAACCGACACAGCAGAUCAGAGCUUCAUUCACUCCUCUGAUGUGGCAUGUAGCUGUUUACAUCUGCCGAGGCGGAUCGUCCCGAUUUAAGUAUCUUCCUCUGAGACUGUAAUGCGUGUCAGUGUCGCUGUAUAGCUGUAUAUAUAUAACUGUACAGCUGGUGAACUUAUAGAGCAGCGCAGAACCACCAUCUGCUAAAAUGUCGGCGUCGGGAGGAACCAAAAACACGAAUACGGAACCGUGGGGUGGCUUUGAUGACAACAUUAUCAUCCAGGGCAGUGGCUCUGCAGUAAUAGACAUGGAGAACAUGGAUGACACCUCUGGCUCCAGCUUUGAGGACAUGGGGGAGAUGCACCAGCGUAUGAAGGAGGAGGAGGAGGUGGCGGAGGAGGCUGCAGCUACAGAAGAGGACACCGGAGAGGAUGGAGAGUUCCUUGGCAUGAAAGGCCUCAAAGGACAGCUAGGCAGACAGGUCGCCGAUGAGGUUUGGCAAGCAGGGAAGCGGCAGGCCUCGAAAGCCUUUAACCUCUAUGCUAACAUCGACAUCCUUCGACCUUACUUUGAUGUUGAGCCUAUUCAAGUGAGAAACAGAUUAAUUGAGUCCAUGAUUCCUCUCCGAAUGAUUGCUUUUCCACAGAAAGUUGCUGGAGAGCUGUAUGGACCAAUGAUGCUGGUGUUCACUCUGGUCGCCAUCCUCCUGCAUGGCAUGAAGACAUCGGGCACAGUCAUCAGAGAGGGUACUCUGAUGGGCACUGCCAUUGGAACCUGCUUCGGCUACUGGCUGGGGACGUCCUCCUUCAUCUAUUUCUUGGCCUACCUUUGCAAUGCUCAAAUCACCAUGCUUCAGAUGCUGUCUUUAUUGGGAUAUGGUCUCUUUGGCCACUGUGUGGUCCUUUUCAUCACCUACAAUGUCCACUUUCACUCCCUCUUCUACAUUCUGUGGCUGGUGAUUGGAGGACUUUCUACGCUUCGGAUGGUUGCUGUGCUGAUCUCUCGUACAGUGGGUCAGACUCCUCGUCUCAUCCUGUGUGGCACCCUGGCUGCUCUCCACAUGCUCUUUCUGCUCUACCUGCAUUUUGCAUAUCACAAGAUUGUUGAAGGGAUCCUGGACACCCUAGAAGGUCCCAAUGUCCCCCCUAUCCAGAGAGUGGCCAGAGACCUACCUAACUUGGCGUCUGUUGUUGUGAAUGCCACUGUGAAAUCUGUGGCUGCAAUUGUACACUCACAGUGAUCACAUGGUUAGUACCAGUGCUUCCUACCUUGGUCAAGGAAGCUGGUUUGGGUGUGCAUGAACUGGACAAAAGAGACUGACAUGGGAGUUCAUACCUAGUGCCCUUCCUAAGCCUAAAAGUCCAGUUGUCAGUUGAAUGUCAUAUGUCUGCCAUGAUGAUGGGCAUAAGAUCAUAGGUCACAGUGGCAAAAAGUGGAUCUUGAUCUCAGUCGUUUUUGAGAGGCAAUACUAUUUUUACAAACCUUAACUGUUAUUGCUCUCUGUGGUCAACUCUUGUGGAAAAAUUCAGUUGCGCAACAGAAAGAAAUUGCUUGAUAUUGGUAUUUCUCACAUCAGACACAUUUAAUUAUCUGCAGAAAAUAGCAACACUAAAGACUAGACUUGUUCAUGUAUGUAAAGUGCCCUAAGCUUUUCCCCAGAUGAUCAAUGUGCAUUCACAUGCAAAUUCAUUUAAAGGUGAAAGGGAUAGAACCUCACCUUCACAGCAAGUGCAUUUUAGUUCAUUUUCAGUUUAGCUGUUUUGUAAACAUCAGCUCUUCUCUAAUAUUGUGCAAGGACUUUUUAAAGAUGCUUUAGAACAGGCACGUCAAACUGGGUUCCUUCCGGGCCACAGCUCUGCGGAGAUUAACGUUUUUCAUCGCCUAAUGCUUUGAAUUCAGUGUAUGAACGUUUUUCUAAUUAGUUGAUCAGCUGAUUCGGGUCUGUGGAAUGAGGCAGAAUCCUGAAGUCUAUGGAGCUGUGGCCCGCAAGGACCGGAGUCUGACACGUUUGCUUCACAAGCAACAAAAACAACCGUGGCAAAUUUAAGUGACUCUCAUUAUGUUAACCUGUUUAAUAAGAUCUACAUAAGAUAAACAUUAAGAAGCUUACUCUCUGCCUCUUUAUUAUCUUAAAAUAUAGUUCAAAGACCUGCAUAUGUUUACAUAUAUGCAGUUGUAAUAGAGAAGCUCUUCCUUUGUCAGUCAUUCCACCUGUGCAUCCUCACAAUUUGUCUAAUUUACAUAGACAGCUGAAGGUGUUUAACUUCUGGGCCACUUUCUUUAACCUCUGAGAUAUCAAAUGUUUUUGGGUUGGGGACAUUUUGAAUGAAGCCUGUAUCUACAAUUACUGUUAUCUUGGUUAAUAAGAGCAAUGCAAUGGUGCAGAAAUGCAGUGAUGAUUCAGAUUUUUCUUUCUUCUUAAUGGUGCAUGAGUUUUUUUUAAAAAAAGUUUUUGUUUUACCCAGCCAUUAUAUGUACUGCACUCUGGACUUCUGUUGGGAACACUGGGUAGAGGUCUGUGGCUAUCAAUACUUGCUUGUUAUUUUGUCACUUUAUGUGAACUUUCUAUUUAUAGGGUUAUUGUACAGAAAAAAGAUGUAGAAUCAAAAAUAAAGUAUUAAAAACACAAGGCUAACCUGA
This is a messenger RNA of Colossoma macropomum (tambaqui), 2645 nucleotides long. RefSeq names its product Yip1 domain family, member 3 (gene yipf3). Bases 214 to 1245 code for a protein of 343 amino acids. Gene Ontology annotation, cellular component: Golgi apparatus. NCBI's taxonomy places the organism in Eukaryota, Metazoa, Chordata, Actinopteri, Characiformes, Serrasalmidae. The record is from RefSeq and is a predicted model, not a curated record. The transcript has 9 exons.